This is a messenger RNA of Carassius carassius (crucian carp), 1962 nucleotides long. Its product is annotated as vimentin A2-like. Gene Ontology annotation, molecular function: structural constituent of cytoskeleton. Bases 16 to 1368 code for a protein of 450 amino acids. Gene Ontology annotation, cellular component: intermediate filament; cytoplasm; plasma membrane. Gene Ontology annotation, biological process: intermediate filament organization. The transcript has 9 exons. The record is from RefSeq and is a predicted model, not a curated record. NCBI's taxonomy places the organism in Eukaryota, Metazoa, Chordata, Actinopteri, Cypriniformes, Cyprinidae.
ACACUUCUAAAGUUCAUGAUGUCUACCUCCUCCUACAAAAAGCGCUUUGGAGAUGUGAGUCGGAGCAGCGCGUUUUCCCAAGUCUCCAGCCGCCAGAGCUCCAGCUCCGUGCGCUCGCGGGUGUCUCUCGGCGUCUCCUCGGCUCCGGUCAUUUACGCGUCGAAGAGCUCCAGAGUCCGAAGCAGCGCGGCGAUGCCACGACUGACCUCUGAGAUUCUGGACUUUAACCUCUCGGACGCCUUAAACACAGAAUUCAAGGCAAACCGGCUGAAUGAGAAGGCGCAGAUGCAGUCGCUGAACGACCGCUUCGCCAGUUACAUCGAGAAGGUGCGUUUCCUGGAGCAGCAGAACAGGAUCCUGUGCGCGGAGCUGGAGCAGCUGAGGGGUCAGGGGUCGUCCCGCAUCACAGAUCUGUAUGAGGAGGAGAUGCGCGACCUGAGGAGACAGGUGGACCAGCUCACCACGGAGAAAGCACGCGUGGAAGUGGCGCGAGACAACCUGGCUGAAGAUUUUGAGCGACUCAGAGAGAAACUGCAGGAUGAGAUUCUUCAGCGAGAAGAUGCAGAGAAUAACACAAAGAGUUACAGACAGGAUGUGGAUAAGGCUGCUCUUGCUCGAGUGGAUCUUGAGAGGAAAGUGGAGUCUCUUCAUGAUGAACUCGCCUUCCUAAAAAAGCUCCAUGAUGAGGAGCUGGCUGAGCUGCAGGCACAGAUCCAGGACCAGCAGGUGCAGGUGGAUAUGGACAUAGCCAAACCUGAUCUGACAGCUGCUCUGAGAGACGUCCGACUGCAAUACGAGAACCUGGCAACCAAAAACAUCCAGGAGUCAGAGGAUUGGUACAAAUCCAAGUUCACUGACCUGACGGAAGCAGCUAACAAGAGUAAUGAAGCUCUGCGAUUGGCCAAGCAGGAGUCCAAUGAUUACAGACGUCAGGUGCAGGCGCUCACUUGUGAGGUGGACGCGCUCAAGGGAACAAAUGAGUCUCUGGAGCAUCAGAUGAGGGAGAUGGAGGAGAACUUUUCAAUGGAGUCGUCGAGUUCCCAGGAUAAAAUUGUUCAGUUGGAGGAGGACACACAGAACAUGAAAGACGAGAUGGCAAAACAUCUGCGUGAGUAUCAGGAUCUGCUCAAUGUCAAGAUGGCCCUGGACAUCGAGAUCGCCACCUACAGGAAACUUCUAGAGGGGGAGGAGAGCAGAAUUUCAACCCCUCUUCCAAACUUCUCCACCUUUAAUCUGAGAGAAACGAUGCUUGAGUUGAAGCCAGCUAUUGAAAGUACAUUUACUAAGAAAGUUCUUAUUAAGACCAUCGAGACCAGAGAUGGACAGGUGAUCAAUGAGUCCACUCAGAACCAUGAUGACCUGGAGUGAUGAAGGAAAUCAACCACUGCAAGCAACCAAAAUGCAGCACCAUUCUGUAUCCCAAUUAUAUAAACAACCCACAAUAACCUGCUUCAAAGUGCUUUUCUAUCUGCACAGAAAAAAGCGUUUGAGCCUGUAGGGGAAGUGUAGUGAUAGCACACAAGCACAGAAACAGCAUGACCUUUAGCAUACUGUGAAUCUUUUUAUUGUCUGAACCUGCGUUUAUUUUCCACAUAGCUUUUUUGAGACAACAUAAUUUUCUUUAAGCAAAAUGCUCCAAUAAAACAAUCAAAGAAGAGUUUGUAUUGAUAAAUAACCUCAUUCUUUGUCUGAAUGUUCUUCCAUGCAUGGGCUAUUAUUAUUAUGGUUAAUUUGCUAAAAACAAAUUAUUUUUAAGUAAAACUGUAAAAGCCUUAACACAAAUCCAGAUUUUUUUAAAAACAUGAUUCCAUUUUUAGCUGAUUUAUAAUUGAUUCUCUGUUCUGUUAGGCUCAUGGAUUGGUUUAAAACUUUGACAGAAAUUCCAACAGGACUCCUCUAUAAAUGCCUCAGUAUAUUGGAUUAAUGAGAAAAAAAUAAUAAAUGAAGUUUUGAGCUGAAAAA